This is a messenger RNA of Populus euphratica (Euphrates poplar), 2124 nucleotides long. Its product is annotated as two-component response regulator ARR1. Lineage: Eukaryota; Viridiplantae; Streptophyta; Magnoliopsida; Malpighiales; Salicaceae. The record is from RefSeq and is a predicted model, not a curated record. The coding region runs from base 1 to 2124 and encodes 707 amino acids. Gene Ontology annotation, molecular function: DNA binding. Gene Ontology annotation, biological process: cytokinin-activated signaling pathway; phosphorelay signal transduction system. The transcript is spliced from 7 exons.
AUGGCAUCCAGUCAAUCUUCCAGUAUUAUCCAAAAUUCCCCCCUCUUAAAAAUCAAAAUCUUAGUUGUAGAUGAUGAUUCUACAUCUCUUUCAAUUGUUUCAGCAAUGCUGAAAACAUGUAGUUACAAAGAAAAUCGCAAGCUAGAACUUACCGUUGUCUCAGUUAAGAACCCAUUUGAUGCUCUAUCAACUCUUCGACUGAAAAAGGGUGUAUUUGACUUGGUUGUCACCGACCUCCAUAUGCCUGAGAUGAAUGGCAUGGAGCUACAACACCAAGUGGAUGAAGAAUUCAAGCUUCCUGUGAUUAUAAUGUCAUCAGAUGAUAGUGAAAAGGUCAUAUUAAGAGCUUUAGAAGGUGGUGCUGCGUUUUAUAUAGUGAAACCAAUUAACAAGGAUGAUCUCAAGAAUGUAUGGCAAUAUGCAGUUGCAACUAAAAGAGGUAAGUGCUCCCUUUCAAUAAAGGAAAUAGGAGGCAGUCAAGAAUCAUCGUCUUCGACAUUAUUUGAUCAGAAAAUAUCUGUUGACGAAGUGAAUUCUGCAAAAUCUACCAAUAACAAAAUAUGCAAUGAAAAAGAUAGAAAAAAUAAAAACAGGAAGAGGACAAAGGAAGAUCAAGAAGUAGAUAGCCAGCUUGCCCCAAAAAGGCCUAAGGUGCUCUGGACAAGUUCACUUCACAGUCGGUUUUUGCAAGCUAUAAACCACAUAGGGCUAGACAAGGCUGUUCCAAAAAGAAUUCUUGAAUUCAUGAGCGUGCCAGGGCUGUCAAGAGAAAAUGUUGCCAGCCACUUACAGAAGUAUCGUAUCUUCCUAAAAAAGGUUGCAGAAAGAGGUACCAGUUCAUCAAAGAACUUGUCAGGACGGGUUCUUAAGUCAAACUUUGCAUCUAGCCAACCCUCAUUGAUGCUCAAAAAUUUCCAGCAAGAGUAUUCACAAUUUUCAAGACAGCGACAAGUAUUAAGAGCAUCUGUUCAAGCAGGUUUUGGAGGGAAUACCAUUCCAACUCCUGAUGGUGGUUCCAAUUUUGGGAGCUUGCACUCUCCAAAAAAGCAAGCUCCAAACAACUCCGCACUUCAAUCACCAUACAAGCAGUCUCGUUCAUGUGGCAAUCCAACAGGGUUUCAGCAGCUAACAUUUGGCAAUGCCAAUCAAGCCAAUAAAAAAAGAUCAGGUUUGGAAUCGAAUAAUAAUACAGGAACAAUCCCUCCCUCUCGUGAAAGUGUCCCUAUUGGCCUCACCCGCGGCAAAAGCCCAACGCAAAGAUACCAACCACAAAAUCAAGGAAGAUCAAAUCUUCAGAGUUUUGAUAGCUCAGAACAUAACAAAUUUGGUUCCAUUGGAGUUCAAGCUACCAACUACAGGUCAAGAGUCGGGAAUGUUGGAAACAACAACAAUUCCUCGAAUACCAAUAGUAAUUAUGCUGGAAUUCGAGUGAAUACCGAUGGACAACUCAUUGGAGCAGGCCAAAUGCAAGUCAGCAAGGAUGAGCUAUCAAAUGGUUUUGGUAAUUGUGGCUUGAUGAAUUGGACUCACAAUGGCAACAUGAAUGCUGCAUCAUCGAGCUAUUUGGCUCAAAGAGGGUCUUUUCCUGCUAGUAUUGAGAGUGCAAACCAAUUCUCACCAACAUUAUUCACUAGUGCUUAUCAAGGGAAUGCUCCUAUGCUGCCGCCAAGGCCACGGCCACCGCCACAACAACUUGGUCUUGGGAAUGGAGGGCAAAAUGACUUUGCAUUUGGCCUAAUGAACAAUAGUCCUCCUAUCUUCGGUGGAAAUUACAAUCAGCAGCAACAAUACGGUCAAGGUGAACUAAAUUUUAGCGAUAUGCUUUUGGAGCCUACCAGCAAUUUUACUGCUUAUCAGCCACAAGGUGUUGAUCAAGUGAGCACUCCCUUGCAUGACCUCUUGCAUCCAGACUUCCUUAACUCACUUCAUAUUGAUGACAAUACUCCUUGGAAUGAACAACCUUCUAGCCAGGUUCAAAGUGGAGAAGAAGCUAUGAAUCCCUUCUUCGGAGGCAAUACCAGUUCAAUGGACGGGUAUUUUCCUAACUUUAAUCAGGCAAGUGUACGACAUACCGACAUCCCUGCUCUAAUACUUUCAAUAGUAUUUACAAUAUCCAACAAUUAA